AUGGAGCUCGAGCCGCGCCACUCUCUCCGCCACGUCAACCUCACGCCCGAGGUACUCGAAGGCCUUUUCGCGCGGUUCGACGGAAAUUGGUCCGACCCCGAGCGGGACGAGGCGCACGAGCGCGGCCUGCGCACCAGUCUCUUUGAGACUGACGUGAUGGACCAGCUCCUGCGCAGAAUGGAAGACGACCGCGUCGUGCGCCUCAUCGGACACAUCACGGAGACACACGAGGAGCGGCUGGUCGUGUGCGCUCGCGGCCUUGCCACGGCUCUUGGCCGGCUCGCCAGCCGCCCACAGGCGUUCGCCACUACGCCAUCCUGGCUGUGGGUGUUGCACAACCACGUAAACUACCUGACGGAUGCGGAGAUUAGCCCUAAGCUCAUCGACGGCGCGUGCGACGCGCUGGCCUCGCCGGCGUGCCACUCGUGGCUCAAGCAGAUGGCGCUCGGGGCCCUCAUGCGCGUCGCCCUCCGGGGCACCGCCACGCUGCGCCCGCUGCUCGCCCCUCGGGCCGACGAGAUCGUCGCGUGGUGCUCGACGAUCCUGAGGGAGACCCGAGCUCAUUAUUUGAAGAUCCAAUUUCGCGCGUGCUACACCGUCUGCUCGUUUGCGUACUGCCUCGACCGACCGGAGCUCGCGCGGGCAGCCGCCGAGUGGUUGCGCCGACUGUACCCGACUGCUGACGGCGAGGCGAGCCGUUGGGUGCAUUCGCUCUCGUCCGUGCUCGAGCGCAAUUCGCGCCGCCACCUCCAGCGCACGGGCUACCUCCGGCCGGGCGAGACGUGGCACAUGUACCUCGGAAUGCUGAGCCACCCGUCGGCCCACCUGCGCUUUGUGGGCGCGGUGAUGCUAACCACGGUGCUGGAGGCGGUUGGCCACGGCGCCUUCGACGUGGCUCCGUUCGAGACGCCAUCCUCGCGCCUCUACCUCGAGGAGGCACUCGACGCGCGCGUGCGCACCGACGCCACGCUCACGAGGCAGGAAGCUGAGACGCUGCGCCGUGCCGCGGGCGGCGCUGCACCUCAUGCGCUCGUGGCGGAGGCUGCGCUGCGGCUUGCGAACGAUCCCGUCGCGGAGGUGCGUGAUCUGGGGGAGGUCGCGCGCAGCCUGCUGCCACGGCGCGUCCUGCAAGAGAUCGUGUGGUGCCCAAGCACGCACCACCUCUUCCACCCCGGCGCGCGAGCGCUCGUGCGGUGCAUGCUCCUGCUUUCGCAGCGCGGCGACGUGCCGCUGCCGGCCGACUUGCUCGUGUUACACGUACUACCGCGCGACAGCGACUCAAAUUCCGACAUGGUCGCUUUCGGUCUCUGCUUGGCGGGGCUCGUGCUUGCCGAGGGCCGGGACCUCGUGGGCGACGCCACGGGAUCGGACAUUGUCCAGCGCCGCAUGCUCGAAUCGCCGUCGUCGUACUGCGUGCCGGGCCAGUCUUGCUGGCCGUCCAACGCAGACUGGGCAUCGUUGGCCGAGUCCCUCAGCCAAGGGCCCUCGGCGCUCACUGCGCUCGCGGAGGAGUCCUACGACGUCUGCUACGAGCAGUACACGAACGCAAUCGGCCUGAUGCAGGAGGGUCACGGCGCGUGUAUGCAGGACAACCACUGCAAGUUCGAGGCGUGCGCCGGCGACGGCCUCGUCAACCUUCCCGCCUACUCGGUGGCGGCCGCCACGGUGGCCGACGUGCAGGCCGCGCUGGAGUUUGCCAGCACGCAUGACCUGAGCGUCUCAGUCAAGACGUCCGGGCACUCGUACGCGGGGAGCAGUGCGAUGAAGGGCUCGCUGCUGAUCUGGAUGGCCGAGUUCGAAAAGUUCGGCACGAUCGCCACUCACACGGACAGCUGCGGCACCGCGACCGAGCAGGUGCUCAAGGUGGGCGGCGGGCAGGUGUGGGGCGAGGCGUACCCGGUGGUCGGCGAUGCCGGGCGUGACAUCGUCGGCGGCGGCGGUCUCACGGUCGCCGCGGCCGGCGGCUGGCUAAUGGGCGGCGGGCUGAGCGCCCUCUCGCGCACUUUUGGCUACGGGAUCGACAACGUCGUGGCCUUCGAGGUGGUGGCUGCCGACGGCGUGCUGCGCACGGCUGACGCAUGCUCGGAGCCCGACCUCUUCUGGGCGCUGCGCGGCGGCGGCGGCGGCGCCUUCGGCGUCGUGACUGCCGCCUACCACCGCACACACGCGUCAUCGGCCGUGGCGGCGCUCUCAAUGAGCAUCGACGACAUCACCUGGGCCACCUGGGAGAGCCGCACGCCCGUCAUCGAGAGCUGGCUCGACUUCUGGGUCGAGACGUCGCCCACGCUCGGCCGCGAGUGGUCGGGAGGCUACUGGACUCUCUCGUCCAUCGUCGUGCUGUACUUUCGUGGCACGGCGAGCGAGGCCGAGGCCACGUUCGUCGGCGCGCUGCGCGAGUGGCGGGCGGGGCUCACGGCGGAGCAGCAGCAGUACGUGACGAUCAGCCUGACCGAGUUCGACAGCUACUGGGCGUCGCGCACAGUGGGGUGCCGCGACAGCUCCAGCGUCGCCUGCCGCACCUUUGGCGCCGAGACCGACGCGACGGGGCAGGCGGGCGUCAACAUCCACUCGAGGAUGAUCCCUGCGGCUUGGGUGACGCAGAACAACGGCGCCGAGGCCAAGGCGACGCUCAAGUGGAUGAUGUACAACGGCUGGUUCACCUUCAACUACUUCCUGGGCGGCGCGGUCACUGACGUGGCCGCCGACGAGACGGCCGUGCACCCGUCGGUACGCGUCUCGAUUUGGAACAUGGAGGUCUUCGACCCGAGGCUCAUCGAGCGACUGCGCGACGACCUGCCCGACUCAGGCGUGUGCUACAACCACGCGGCCAAGGACGAGCCCGACUGGGACGCGCAGGCGUGGGGCGCCAACCUGCCUCGCCUGCUUCAGGUCAAAGCCGCUUACGACCCGGCCAAUCGGCUCAACUGCUUCCACUGCGUGGGCUACCAGUCCCUGGGUGGCGACGACCUUACACCGGCGACCUGCGAAGGCAUGUACAAUUGCGCUGCAGCCCCCGGCGACGAGCCGGCGCCACAACCACCCGGCACUCCGCCCUUGCCGCCGGCAUCGCCACCAGCAACGCCGUCUGCCGCUGACGACUACGUCGACCUUUCGCUGCCGCUCGUGAACGCGGCGGGCUACAACACCCACCCGGACGCCGUUGCUUUGAGCGCGGCCACCGACGCGAUCGGCCCUUCGGGCAUCGGCUUUAAAGGUUACGUCGUCCUCAAGGGCACUGAAGUCGUCGCCGAGCGGUACGACGUCGGUGACGCAACGUCGACGUACCAAAUCUUCUCGUGCACGAAAUCUUGGGCGGCAACGAUGAUCGGCGAGCUCUUGUACGCUGGGCAGCUCACGCUCUCCACAAAGCUCGAGGACAUCUUCACGACGCUCAACUGGGACACGGUGAACAGAGGCGCAGAGAAGCGGCUGAUAACGGUCGAGCAGCUCCUUACGAUGUCGAGCGGCCUGACGGAGUGGGGCUGCGGCUGGGGCGGUGCAACCGCGACGCUGGUGGCGACGCUCAACCAGGGCUAUGUCAGCUUCACCAACGCGGAGGUAGGCUCCUUCAACUACAUCUGCACGCAGAAGAUCCUUGCGUGGAUCAUCUACGAGAAGAGCGGCCUCACGCCGAUGGAAUUCGGACUGAGCUCGCUGUUUCCCGCGCUCGGCGUGUCCGCCGGUGAGUUCACGUGGCCCAUCGACGCCGGGACACUUCAGAACACGGAGACAGACCUCCAUAUGGCGCCGCGCCACCUGGCCAAGUUGGUGCUGCUCUUCCGGCAGCAGGGGCUCGCUGCGCCCGGCGGCCCCCGCCUCCUCUCCACGACGUUCGUACAGACGGCGAUGAGCAACCACUGGUCCCCCUGGUACUACAGCGGGAGGCAGUGUGGUGCGUCGCCGCUGCUCAUGGGCUACGGCUACAGGUUCUGGCUCUACAACCCGGAUUGGGUGUGCGCUCUCGGCGCCUCCGGCCGCUACGCGUGCUACUCGCCGACUCUCGACAUCUCGUUCGGGGUCAUCGCCACGAACGGCUACGCCGUUGGCUGCACGCUGAUGCAGCAGCUUGCCAACCUCGCGUUCGCAGGGCUGCUCGCUCCGCCGCCGCCGCCGCUUCCGCCGUUCUUUCCAGGCGCGGCGCCCGCUCCGCCCCCUCCAGCGACGCCUUCAGUGGGCGUUGUCAGUCAGGGUUGGGACUUUGCGGGUCCCGACUGCAAUGGCGCCGCAACGCGCACGUGGCAAAUGGAGGCCUUCCCGACUGCGCCGCACUCGCAUUGUACUGAUACGGGCGCCGGCUUCAGCGUGCAGGGCGAGUACUGCAAUAUGGGGGGCGGAACGCCCUAUCUGACGGGCGAGUACUUCCCAACGUCCGACUGCACCUCCACCCCGUCGCCGUACGCGUUGGCCGCCGAUUUCUCCUGUGUCAAUCAUGCGGAGGGCAGCUCCUCCCGCUACGUCUGUGCGCCGACGCCCGACUGCACCGCGAUCUCGGACUACUGCCGGGGGUGCCUCUCGUUUCUGUACUGCCUCAGUGCACCCGACGAAUGCGCCAAUGCGGACGAAGGCUGUGAUGCGUGCGUCGGCUACAUUCCCUGCGGCUCUACCAUGCCGGUGGGACCGCCUCCGAGCCAGCCGUGCGCCGUGGAUUCCACUCCUGCUGGCGUCCACUGCUUUACGGGCGACACUUUGGAUCCCGGCGGCGGAAACAUCGUGGAGUCUGGACUGCCUGCCGGGAGCGAGGAAGUGUGCGCGGCCGGCGGCUACUCCGCAUUCCCGUACGAUUGCGCUGGCCUCGCCGCUUUCUUGGACAGGCUUCCGGCGGGCGAACGUGAUGGCACCAGGCAGCACUACACCGAGCGCUGCUGCGGCGCCCCGCCUUCGCUUCCUGUCGGCGCCGCCACGUACUUCUACUCCUCCGCUGACUGCACCGGCACCCCCAGCGUGCUGGCGAUCGGCCACGGUGAGUGCGUGGGCGACGAGCGGGGUUACUUUUACACGAUCUCUUGCGCGGCGGGCGCGUCGAACCUCUCUUGGUUCAGCAACGCCGACUGCAGCGGCGACGCCGACGGCACUCUGGGGUCGAACGAGGACGACGGCAUGUACGGCUGGCUCUUGGGCAAGGCGGACGGCAGCAGCGGCCCGAUCAGGCCCGGCGACUGCUGGACGUGGGCCACCUCGCCGACGGACGCCACACCCGCGUCGAGCCAGGCCUUCACAUGCUGGCCGUCGCUUCUCCCUGAGCCUGACAGGUGCGGCGCGUGCGUGCAAGCUUGCCGCGAUGUGCCUCAUGAUGGUGAGUCGGUGCCUCCCAAUCAGACAUGUGGCUGCAUCGCCGAGCGCUGCCGGGCUGCAUGCGACGAGCAGUACGGCCGGGAGGCGGUCCAAGCGUACAUUGACGGCGGUUGCGACGACAGCGGCGGCGACGACGGCGAGACCGACGAAGACCCAGGUGGAUCAAAAUGCGGCGGCGAGUGCCAUCACGAGGUCUACGGCGAGACCUGCGGUUUUGGAACGUGGGGCGGCGGCGAAUCUUUCAUGCAGGUCUGCGAGGAUGGCGUGAACGUCGCCAAGCACUACGAAGAUGUCGACUGCCAAGGUUCACUCGUGAAGGAGUGGGUGGAAGAUUCGUCCUGCCAACACGAGUACCACGAGAAAGCCUCGGACGGCUCCACUCUGUACGAGAGCAAGUGGUGCGAUGGGAGCACGCCGAUCAAAUCUCUGUGCACCGAGCCCGGCGACGAGCGCGACGAGUGGAUGUGCGACUACGAGUCGGACUCGGCGGGGCCGGCCUCGCUUGCGGCGCAGCAGCACUUAGCGUCCAUGACGCAAGAUUGCCGAGACUACAUGAACGGGCUUGGCGACUCGCUGGGCGAUCUCUCAACCAUCUGCGCCUGCUAUAGAAGCGGCGACGAGGCGGCGGCGCGCGCCGCGACGUGCGCUCCGACGGCCGGCGCGAGCACGGUGUCCCACCUGUACGAGCGGUGCGUCAACCCCCCUCCCGGCUGCUACGAGGCGCCGUGCUCUAGCACGUGCCCGGCGGCCGUCGCCACCUCUGCAUGGUGGGACAGCCUCAGCCCGACGUGCCAGACCAUGAUAAGGGAGGGCACGGCCGAUUUUCAGAGCUUCUGCCGGUGCUACACCUCGGGCGUCUACCCCGUCGGCGCCACUUGCUCUGGCGCGGGAUCGAUCCCGGGCUACAGCACUACCGAGGAGCAGUUCGAGGCGUGCCGUGCAGUGCCAGGCGUCCCCACGCCGCCGCUCCCGCCGUUCCUGCCAGGUGAGGCGCCCGCUCCACCCCCUGAGUGUGUUGCUCGCGGCUACGAGUCGGUCGGGUGCAACUGCGACCCGGCUUCUGAAUGCUCGCCGUGGGGCUCGAGCUCGGGCGGCGACUGCUGCGGGGACGACGGCGGCUACUGCGGCAGCGAGUGGGUCUCGACGGACGCAUCGACGUGGAUUGAUACUUGCACUGGGCUCGACUUCAUCCGUGUCUCUCCAGGCUGCGGUGUGGAGGUGGCGACCGAGACUGGCGGCGGAGGAGAGACAUUCACGUACGACUCCAGCGUGCUCGUGUGCGGGUACGAGUGCGAGCCUCGGCCAACGCCGGGCUGCGACAGAGUGCGCUCGCUGCGCCUGUUUCCGCUCGCGCCGCCCACACCGCCGCACCCGCCGUUCCAGCCAGGCCAGGCACCUGCUCCGCCCCCGCCGUCUCCCUGCGUCCACGAUGACAGCAAGUGCUCGAGCAGCGGCAACGACUGCUACGCCGAUGGCCAGUCUGAGGCGCAGACCUGCAGCGACGGCUACACCGCCAGCCCUCACCCCGACGACCCUCGGAACGAAGGUCGCUACACGUGCUACCCGCCUCACUGCCGCUGCGACGCGUCCAAGUGCUCGAGCGCCGGCGGCGACGACUGCUACGCGGACGGCACGCCAGACGGUGAGGCGCAGACGUGCCGCGACGGCUACUUGGUCGUCCCUGUCAAUGACGGGCAGUACACGUGCUGCUUCUUCGACCAGCCGCCGUCGUGCGAUACGCUCGAUUUUCAGAUCUUCACGAACACCGACUGCAGCGGCUCGCCUGCCGUGACGUCGGCGAUGUUGUCCGACCGGACGUGCGUGGCGACUCCGGACUCGGUGCUGACGGGUCAGUAUUUUGACGUCGACUUUACGCACUGGGGGAUGCACGCCACCAGUGAGACGCUCGUCCACGCGUGCUCCGACAGCUCGAUGGACAGUUGCGUGGAUCAGUUCGAUGGUGGCGAGCGCUGUUCCGACGUGCCAUUUGAGACGUGCGUCGCGAUAGACGAGGCCCGAUCCACCGGCAUCAAGAUUACGUGUGCACCGGCCGUCGACUGCGCCGUGCCGAGUGAGGGCGUGUGCCUCGAGUACGGCAGUGUCGACAGCGACUGCUGUGGCAACUCUGACGUGGUCGGCUGCGCGAGCGGCUACACCCUCUCCCUGCAGAUCGCGAUCGACGAGGGCGGCACGUGGGCGCGGCCCGCCGAUGCGGGCUUCUAUCCGCAGUGCGCGAGUGGAGGCCAGAAGAUUGGCAACACGUGCUGCACACCAGAUCCGGCGCCGCCGCCGCCGUCGCCCGCCGAGUGCUGCGCGGACGUGUGCCCGACGCGCUCGUACUGCGAGGCGGAGGGGAUCGGCGGCGGCUACUGCAACUGCGGCGACUGCGGUGUGCCCUCGUGCGGCGACUGCGAUUGCAACCAUUACGGCGAGCAGUGCUGCGACUUUAGCGGCGGCUGCGAUCCGACGUGCGGCGGCGAGCCGUCAAUGUGCCGCGACAAUUCGAACGACUGCUGCGCGAACGAGGCGAUGGGCGAGGCUGCCGUGUGCGAGGCGGGCUAUGUGCCGACUGUCCAGCCGCAGAGCUACGACGACUGUCCCAACUACACGUGCAUGCCGGCGCCGCCGCCGUCGCCGACUUGUGUCGACGACCCCAAGGGCAUCCUCGCUGCCGACGCGUACCUAAGCCCUGGCGGCACCACCUGCGCGGAGAAGAUGGCGCAGGUUGGAGCGACGUGCGAGACCAUCGACGAGGACUACAACGGCUACCGCGUCUCCUACGCGCAGCUCUGCCCAGCGACGUGCGGCACGUGCGCCUCGUACACCGAGCCAGAGUGCCACCGCCCAGAGGUGUGCUGCUGCGAUCCGCCGCCGCCCUCGCCGCCGCUGCCUUUUGGCCUGUCGGCGGUCUCGCCGGACGCGCUCACCUUUUCCGAGGCGGUGGCCUGGUGCGCCGCGCAAGGGCUCACUCUCGCCAUGCCGCGCACCGAAUCGGAGAAUGAGGCCGUGUACGCUGCGUGCCAGUCGUACUACGCUUGCUGGCUCGACGCGCGCGAGAAUGCGGCCGGGGAUGGAUGGGUGGACGGCGACGGCAACGCGCUGACGUACACGAACUGGGAUGGCGGCGAGGGGUCGUGCCACUGCGGCGAGGAUCGCGUCUUCAUCAACAGGGUUGGGACGGCCGAAUGGCACGAUGUGGGCGAGGGCGGCGACGGGCAGACACGCGCCAUUUGCCAGCAGCCGUCGGGUUCGAUUUCGCCGUCGCCGCCGUCGUCGACUGUGUGCGACACGUCGCAGUGUGCAGAAUACAGUCCGACGUCGCAGGACGACGACUGCUGCGCGCUCGAUUCGGACAUCUACUGCAUGAACGGCUACACGCUCUCGCGCGUGAUGCCGGGCACGCCUGGUGUGACGUGGCUCAAUGGUCAGAUGUCGGGCUGCGAAGGCUACGGCGGCAACACGUGCUGCUCGCCGCCAGAGAGUCUGGCACCGCCGCCAUCGCCGAGCUCCUGCGCGAGAGGGUACACCGCGGUGUCCGGCGAAGGCUGCUCGAACUACAUCCACAUGGAUGACGCCAGCACCUACGGCGUUCAGGGAGGAUCCACGACCCUCGAGGAGUGCGCCGCGGCCGUGCAGGCUCUCAACGGGCAGGAUGGCUGCGUGGGCGAGUACUUCUUCUUCGAGACGGACGGCUACUGCAACUGCCCGACGGACGCGUGCACGACGGGCUCGGAGAACAGCAACGCGGGCGGCUCGGGGCAGCUCUACCGCUUCAACAGCGAUUGCGACUCGUCGCCGUCGGCACCGCCAUCGCUCACGUGUACGUGCGACUGCUACGGUUCGAACACGGACAUGUUCAACGGCACCCACGAAGGCCAGCCCGACGAUUCGUGCCGAGAGGACUACUGCUUCGCCAACGGGAUCUCUGCUGAGGAUUGCAUCUACGGCCAGUACGACUCAUGCUGCUAUUCGGAGGGAUACGCUGGGGCACCGUGCUGCGAAGAUGCGCCGUCGCCGCCAUCGCCACUGCCCUUGACGCCACCGCCCUCGAACUACUAUGAGGGCGAUGCCGGCUCGGACUGCGACGUCGGAGACGUGAUCGUGAGCGAGUCGGAGUGCCGCAGCGCCGCGAGCUCCGUCGGUGGGUAUGACGUGGAUGCCGGCUCGACCACAAACAGCCAGCGGUACUUCAAGAGUUACUCGGGUGGAUGUCAGACCGGCUGUAGCAUGGAGCGUGACAGCGACUGCGAGUGCAAUGGCUGCGGCACCUGCUUCUACUGGAACGCGGGCUACGGCGGCGCCUGCGGCUCGCACAGGCCAUUAUGUGCGAGGCCACCGUCCCCACCAUCGCCGCCAUCACAAGUCGCUCUUGAGUUUGCCGGCAUGUCGCCCAACUUUCACUACAGCAACGCGCUGUGGACCAACAGCAAUCCUCACACGGGCGCCACCGAUAGCCAGGGCCGUACUGAGCGUAAGACGGCGGCUUUCGGACAGCCGACGAGUGUCGUGAUUCUCGAGAUGACACGAAACUCCGUCACGCACUCUGUGAGUCUGCCGAUCUCGCCGGCCCAAUCGCUGCUGUCGAUCUUCAUGGGCGGCUCUAUGUCAACAAACGGCAGCCUCUCUGACUGGCGGCAGCUAUCUGGCUAUGGCUACCAGCCGCACUGCAACCGGCAAGGCUUCAAUAUCGUAGGGCAGACGGCGUAUGGCGGCGUCAACGGGCAGAACAACGCGCGCAUCGGAAUCUAUUUUAACGAGCAAAUCGACUGCAGCUCGCCCGACUCGGGGCGCGUGGUGGGCGGCUCGUCGCUUUCGGCGGCCGUCGGCUGCACCAGCAGCUGCACAGGCAGCAGUAGUAGUAGCACUCAGAGCGAUGUGUGGGUGCGUGUGCUUGUUGCUGGCGGCUCGUCGGGUUCGAUUUCGCCGUCGCCGCCGUCGUCGACUGUGUGCGACACGUCGCAGUGUGCAGAAUACAGUCCGACGUCGCAGGACGACGACUGCUGCGCGCUCGAUUCGGACAUCUACUGCAUGAACGGCUACACGCUCUCGCGCGUGAUGCCGGGCACGCCUGGUGUGACGUGGCUCAAUGGUCAGAUGUCGGGCUGCGAAGGCUACGGCGGCAACACGUGCUGCUCGCCGCCAGAGAGUCUGGCACCGCCGGCAUCGCCGAGCUCCUGCGCGAGAGGGUACACCGCGGUGUCCGGCGAAGGCUGCUCGAACUACAUCCACAUGGAUGACGCCAGCACCUACGGCGUUCAGGGAGGAUCCACGACCCUCGAGGAGUGCGCCGCGGCCGUGCAGGCUCUCAACGGGCAGGAUGGCUGCGUGGGCGAGUACUUCUUCUUCGAGACGGACGGCUACUGCAACUGCCCAACGGACGCGUGCACGACAGGCUCGGAGAACAGCAACGCGGGCGGCUCGGGGCAGCUCUACCGCUUCAACAGCGAUUGCGACUCGUCGCCGUCGUCACUGCAAUACGUCGGAUCGCCGCAGCAAGGCUACGCGGACGCGAUGGCGUACUGCGCGACGCUCGGCGGCACGCUUGCGUCAGCGACUGCGGAGUUGCAGGCGAUGUACAGCACUUGGACGUCGGCAGAGAUCUGGAUCUUGGAUAGCGGCUCUGGCGGAUCGAGCUUGUACGACACUUGCCAUGCUGGCGGGUGUCCAUGCAUCAAUUGUGCAUACCCAUCAGAGGUGAAGUCGUUUGUCUGCGCGCUUAGCGGGGCGGUGCCGCCAUCGUCGCUUCCACCGUCGCCGCCUCCCUCCGCGUCGCCGUCGCCGCCGCCUCCCUCCGCGUCGCCGUCGCCGCCGCCGCCGCCGCCGUUCCCGCCAGGCCAGGCGCCCGCUCCGCCACCAUCGACACCAUCGUCAUGUGAGGCGUGGGGCUACGGGGCGGAAAAUGAGCUCAGCUGCUAUGGCGGCAUCUCAGGCAUGGCGAGCAACCUGGAGCACGCGUGUUGGGCGGAGCUGGACACGCGGCCAUCGUGCUGCGGCUACUGUGGGCCGUGGGCGGGCAGUGCCGACGGCACGCAGUGGGUGGAGACGUGCCACCACCUCGACAUCAUUCGAGUGACGCCCGGAUGCUCGUAUGAGCUGGAACGCUCGGACGGGCAGCGCUUCACGUUCCAUCAGGACACGCGCGUCUGUGCCAACACCGUGGGGUGUGACAGCGUGCGCCGCAUUCGGGUCUUCAGCGCAACCGCUGCGGCACCAUCGCCGCCGCCGCCCUCGCUCCCGCCGCUGCUGCCGCCACACUCGGCCCCAAGCUUCACCACAAUCGAUGGAACGGCGCGCUCAUACGAUGGCUGCGCGACCCGGUGCGCAUCUGCGGGCAUGAGCCUCGCAUGUAUCACGUCCGCUUCGGAGAUGGCGCUUGCGUGGGCCGCGGCCGGCGGCAGCGGUGCAUACAUUGGGCUCCGGCAGCCGUCCUCUCAGCAAGGCUCCAGUGGCUGGGCUUGGCCGACGGGGUGCGCCUCCACAUACACCAGUUGGGGAGGUGGCCAGCCCGAGUCGAACAGCGAGCACUGCGUGGCCUUCGGCAAUUGGGGAGGGCCAUACAACUCGUGGCAUGACGUGCCGUGCAGCGGCUCCUACCAUUGCCUGUGCAGCAACACGCCCCCGCGACCACCCUCGUCACCGCCACCACUGUCCCCGGCCCCGUCGCCGCCGUCGCCGCCGCCGCCGCCGCCGCUCCCGCCGUUCCAGCCAGGCCAGGCGCCCGCUCCGCCCCCUCCUGAGUGUGCUGCUCGCGGCUACGAGUCGGUCGGGUGCAACUGCGACCCGGCUUCUGAAUGCUCGCCGUGGGGCUCGAGAUCGGGCGGCGACUGCUGCGGGGACGACGGCGGCUACUGCGGCAGCGAGUGGGUCUCGACGGACGCAUCGACGUGGAUUGAUACUUGCACUGAGCUCGACUUCAUCCGUGUCUCUCCAGGCUGCGGUGUGGAGGUGGCGACCGAGACCGGCGGCGGAGGAGAGACAUUCACGUACGACUCCAGCGUGCUCGUGUGCGGGUACGAGUGCGAGCCUCGGCCAACGCCGGGCUGCGACAGAGUGCGCUCGCUGCGCCUGUUUCCGCUCGCGCCGCCGCCACCGCCGCACCCGCCGUUCCAGCCGGGCCAGGCACCUGCUCCGCCCCCGCCGUCUCCCUGCGUCCACGACGACAGCAAGUGCGUCGAGCCGACGUGCUGGGCGGACCCGAACAUGGAGGCGCAGACCUGCAGCGACGGCUACACCGCCAGCCCUCACCCCGACGACCCUCGGAGCGAAGGUCGCUACACGUGCUACCCGCCUCACUGCCGCUGCGACGCGUCCAAGUGCUCGAGCUACGGCAACGACUGCCACGCGGACGGCACGCCAGACGGUGAGGCGCAGACGUGCCGCGACGGCUACUUGCCGAUCGCGAUCCGCGACUCGCAGUACACCUGCUGCUUCGACUUUGACCAGCCGCCGUCGCUGCCGCCGCUACCCCCAUCACCGCCGGGCAAAGCCCCCGCUUCGCCACCGGCCACGUGCGGUCAGUCGGCAACGCAGGCCGAUUGGACGGCGGUGUUUGCGGUGUGCCCUCGAUGGGGCGAGUGGGCGCAGGCGCACUGCCCAACCGGCCCACCGUGCCCGGAGUACCCGACUGAGCUCGAGCUCUGCGACCUCUGCACCGAGUGGGCGACGGACUUGUGCGGUGAAACCGCGCUUGCGAAGGAGUGCCAAUGGGCAGGAUGCAGCGACUUCAUGAGGGACUCGUGCGAGUCGCUGCAGCCGUCCCCGCCCUACUCCGCCCCGCCCCCACUGUCGCCGCCCCCCUCGCCUCCGCUGCCCGUCUUCUCCUACCACCCGGGCCCAAAGUCGUUCGAUGGUGCGAUUGAGGCAUGCAAAGAGCUCGGCGGCCAGCUCGCGACGAUUACCUCGCAAGCCGACCAGGACGCCGCUUUCGCUGUCGUCCCCUCCGGCACGCGCGCAUACAUCGGGCUAAGCGACCGCGAAGAAGAGGGCACGUUUGCGUGGGUCGACGGCAGCCCCGUCGACUACACCAACUGGGGCUCGGGCGAGCCCAACAGCUAUGGCAGUACAAAUGAGGACUGCGCCGGCUUCCACGUCUACUACACCGACGGCAAAUGGAACGACUUUACCUGCGGAGGGAUCGACAGCAACGACGGCAACGCGCCCAUCGGCUAUGUCUGCCAAGCGACACCGUUCCCAUUGGCCUCGCCGUCGCCACCACCGCCCUCCACCUCGCCGUCGCCGCCGCCUCCCUCCGCCUCGCCGUCGCCACCGCCACCGUCCGCCUCUCCCUCUCCGCCGCCCCCCUCGGCCUCGCCGUCGCCGCCGCCUCCCUCCGCGUCGCCCUCGCCGCCGCCUCCCUCCGCCUCGCCCUCACCGCCGCCUCUUUCGCCGCCGCCGCCCUCCCCGCCACCACCCUCGCCGCCUCCUUCGCCUCCGCCGCCCUCGCCGCCGCCGCCGGCCCCGCCGCCUCCUUUGCCGCCGCCGCCCUCGCCGCCGCCGCCGGCCCCGCCGCCUCCUGCGUCGCCGCUAGGUGUCUCUGUGGCUACGGACGCUUCAACCCCAGACGGUGGAGCAGGACGCCGCCACCAGCGCGUCCUGCUCGACGCCAGCCAGAUGACUGGCGACCCGGCGUCUACUCUGUACGACUACGCCGACAGCAUCUCCCUCGACGCGCAGUUCCACCUCGUCGACACCAUUUCCGGGACCGAUCUCAAUCAGACCAAAAUCAUCGACCUGUGCGAGAGCGCGGCGGCAUCGGCGACGUGCGCCAUCGGCGACGGCGCCACCAUCUCCGAGCUCAAGCUGCUGCAGCUGCUCGACCGCACCGACACGAUCCGCGGGGACCCUCUCCUUGACGCCUCCGAAAUCGAGGGUGAUGGCGCGGGAAGUGGCGUCACCGUCUCGCACGCCAACAAGGUGGAGAUCGUUGCCCGUUCCGUCGCCAUCUUGGAGGAGGGCCAGACGCUUGAUGAGCUGGCCGCCAUCGUGACCGCGGAGACCGAGCAAAAGAUCACACAGCUCCGUGACGAUACCCUCCUCGAAGGCGACUUGGCCUUUACCAGCCUAGUCAUGUUCCCUCCGCGUCCGCCACCAUCGUCGCCGCCUAGGCCGCCUCCGUCCCCGCCGCCACGCACCCCAUCGUCCUUCUUCACCGCCUGCACCGCGCCCGUCCUCAAGAUAACCAAGGUCGUGGCCGACGGGCUGCACAGCCCGCUCACCAUGCACGGCGGCUGGCCGGUCGUCGACGGCGUCGCGACUUCGUACAACAGCGCGGCCGUCGUCGCGCGCAACAAGUACCUCGUCCCGCUCGUCGAGGCGGUCUGCCCCUCCCUCGGCCGCCUCGUCGUCGCGUUUGCGAACCCCAAGACGAUGCACUACAUCGAUGGCCAGGUGGUCGAGCCCCUCUCCUCCCUCGCUGCGGCCGCCCUAGCGGCCGCUGCCUUUGCCGCGCGCGAGAUGUUGGCGGGCAAGUGA
Messenger RNA from Emiliania huxleyi CCMP1516, 14763 nucleotides. RefSeq lists its product as hypothetical. Gene Ontology annotation, molecular function: oxidoreductase activity; FAD binding. The coding region runs from base 1 to 14763 and encodes 4920 amino acids. NCBI's taxonomy places the organism in Eukaryota, Haptophyta, Isochrysidales, Noelaerhabdaceae. The record is from RefSeq and is a predicted model, not a curated record. The transcript is spliced from 5 exons.